Messenger RNA from Liolophura sinensis, 1158 nucleotides. RefSeq names its product free fatty acid receptor 4-like. Gene Ontology annotation, biological process: G protein-coupled receptor signaling pathway. The transcript has a single exon. Gene Ontology annotation, molecular function: G protein-coupled receptor activity. Gene Ontology annotation, cellular component: plasma membrane. Bases 1 to 1158 code for a protein of 385 amino acids. The record is from RefSeq and is a predicted model, not a curated record. Lineage: Eukaryota; Metazoa; Mollusca; Polyplacophora; Chitonida; Chitonidae.
AUGAGGACUCUGGAUGAAUACGGAUUCAGUGGCAUGGGGGUGGUUAAUCGGUCCUACUUUGUUGGAAUGGAGAAGGGAGUCGGUUACCGGAUGUACUUCACCUAUUACUCCCAAUUCGGCCGAAAUGACAGCAUAUUAUCGGACACCGAAGCUGCCAUCAUAACUCUCCUCUUCUUGAUCGCAGUGUUCGGUAACUCUAUCAUUCUCGUGGAGGUAAUUAGGAAGUGUCCCAGCAAGACUACUGAAUAUUUCAUCGGUAACCUGGCCUUCUCUGACAAUCUGUUUGUGCUGACAGCCCCCUUUAUUGCCGUCACCCGGAUCACACGUACCUGGGACUUUGGCUAUUUUGUGUGUCACGGCGUUAUGUAUGUGCUGUUUGCAUGUGGCGGGGUUUCCAUAUGGACAAUGGCCAUCAUCAGUAUAGACAGGUAUCUAAGGAUUGUGAAGAACCGCGUGCGGCCUUUUAGCCCCCGCGCUGUUAAACUCGUCAUAGCAGUUACCUGGUUUAUUUGUCUUCUGACUUUUCUACCUAUUGCAAUAUUUUUCCAACUGAGAACUUUCAGAUUUGGUCACUCUAAUGUUACAAUAUGCACUCUUGUGUGGCCCAAAGAGCGUGUGCGCAUCUCUGCAAUAUUCGUGCCUUAUGUGCUAAUGGCAGGCUUCAUCAUUCCCCUGAUACUAAUGUGCUUUAACUACUUUUGCAUUUUUCGAAAAUUCUGGAAAUCUCGUAAAGCUGUGCGUCCAUCUCAGCUCCGCAGUAUUUCUGGCCGAUGGGCAGUCCAAAGACGACCCGGAAACACGCUUAACCUAGUGCGGACGCGCAAACGACAAGAGCGUGACUUCCGCGUAGUGAGAAUGUUGCUGUUAUUGGUCGGUUUGUUUGUGGUAAUGUGGUCACCGGUGUUCGUCUGCCUUACUGGGGUUCAGUUGGAUGGCUUGAGCAAUCACAUGACAAUGCAUUCGGAGUAUAUUGUGGCCGCGACCAGUAUCGCCUACAUGAACUGUUGCAUUAAUCCUGUAAUUUACGGUUUAAUUAACAGAACGUUGGUGGCUGGUAUGUGGAAAUAUUUGCGAUGUUUGUCACUUAGGACACAGAGAGGCCACAACGAGAGUGUGAACUCGAUCAGUGGCGGACCCGCCAGAAACAAUGACAUAUGA